Saccoglossus kowalevskii is the source of this 3047-nucleotide messenger RNA. RefSeq names its product forkhead box F1 (gene foxF1). Gene Ontology annotation, biological process: regulation of transcription by RNA polymerase II; animal organ morphogenesis. Gene Ontology annotation, cellular component: nucleus. NCBI's taxonomy places the organism in Eukaryota, Metazoa, Hemichordata, Enteropneusta, Harrimaniidae. Gene Ontology annotation, molecular function: RNA polymerase II cis-regulatory region sequence-specific DNA binding; DNA-binding transcription factor activity, RNA polymerase II-specific. The record is from RefSeq and is marked provisional.
GCUUAGCACUACCUCGCAACAGACUCGUUCUCAUUCUCAGAUUGAGUGACCAAUUUACACCCAGGCAACCCCUACUAUUACAGUACUGUUUCAGUUUCCAUACUGUCAACAUCGUCAUAUGUGCUCCUGUCUCCUCGUUCAGCCUGUUUCGUCCAAGUCUUGUUGGUCCUGUCUUAUGUAUAGAGAUAUUUUGUUGUUUUGUUUCAACUGACGCGCAGUUAUAUAGUGAAGGAAGUUGCGCUGUCAAAUAUUUACGUCAACCGUCAACACCAGGAAGUUCGACCGUCCGAUUCAUAUACUCAACACUGAAGUUCAUCGUCCACGUACAGUACGUACGUAUAUUUGGGCUAACUAUAUGUUCAUUACUUUUAUUUUCUGAUCGUUGUUAGAAAACUGUUUGGCGUGUUCGAGUAGUUCCCAUGACUAUCUUGCAAGGUGUCAUGUCUAAUAACGGGACCGAUGUUGACGUGAAGCCACCGCUUCUCCACCAGCCAGCAACACAGCAGACCCAAGUUCAUCAACUCAUACAGCCGCAACCACCGACACAGCAGACCCAGCAGAGGCAAGAUGUCCAACAAUUACAGCAACAAACCGGCCAAGAGACACCCGAAACACCUUCUGCGAAUCCAGAUAAAGCCACUCCGCCAAAGAAAGGCAGCGCUGGAGUCCGCCGCCACGAGAAACCGCCUUAUUCGUAUAUUGCCCUUAUAGUAAUGGCGAUCCAGAGCUCACCCACCAAGAGACUGACCUUAAGCGAAAUUUAUCAAUUUCUCAUGAACCGAUUUCCGUUCUUCAGAGGACCUUAUCAAGGAUGGAAGAAUUCGGUUCGUCACAACCUUUCCCUAAACGAGUGCUUCAUCAAGCUACCCAAAGGACUAGGCAGACCUGGAAAGGGACACUACUGGACAAUCGAUCCAGCAAGUGAGUUCAUGUUCGAGGAAGGAUCCUUCAGGCGUAGGCCGAGAGGUUUCCGGCGAAAGUGUCAGGCCUUAAAACCGUACGGUAUGCUGAACAACAUGGGCGGUCAUCCACAAAUGUAUCCCGGCGCAACAUUCGAUAUGCUUGGGCCCCAGAACGCGGCAACCUCGCCAACGUUUCCCGGCAUGAGUUGCACAAUGAACAAUAUUAACGGCUCUCAGGGAAUGGCCGAUGCAAUGGGGAUGAUGGCUACAUCGCCGAUCGUCAGCGGCAAUAUCACCACACCUACACAUCACACGUCCGGCGGCGGAGUCAACUAUAUGGCGAGCUGCUCUUUGGCGAAUAGAGACAUCGGAGACUACGGUGCGAUUCCAAACAACACAUCGCCGACUAUACCGACGGUAUACACGCAUAACAACAUGGAAAAUCACGGCAUGCAUUCUGCUUGGUCUCACACGCCACGCUACAUCAAGCAACAGAUGGACUGCAGUCCAACGAACUCACCUACCCCUAUCCAAUUGAUGGCCGCCGCAACAGAACAAGCGCAAUAUAUGCACCAAAGUAAUCCCGACACGAGCGACCAUAUUACAGGAAUGAGGAAUAUGCAGUCGCCACAGACAAUGAACGAUCCACACGGCAUCUGCGAACGGAAAUACAUGCUGACUAACCACGCCGGACAACCGAACGGUUCUGUAACCGUCACACAAGCGAAUUACUACGAUGUGAAAUGCUCGAUGUAAAGAGCGAGUCGAACGUGGGCUGGAAAUGAGACACAAACAAUAACAGUGCUAGAGCAUUUGCACCCACGGAUAAAAGAUAAUUCAAUUUAUUCUGGAGCCAGAAUCCACUCAAGAACCGAUAAGGCACUUCCAAAUGUACUGUGCGAUUAAGUGGCUACAUCGUGCCAUGCGGCAUGACUCUGCGCUGCAUAGACACCGCCAACAGACAUCAUUAUUUUAAUUUUUUUUAUCGCAAAACCGAAUAUACUUUGGUAUGUUGGACAAUUUGGGUAUUAUAUAUAUUUUUUUUUUAAUUUUGGGACGUAGAACUUAUAAUGCGAAUAUAGUGAUAAGCUUUAUGGGUAAGAGUCGGGGGGAAUUUAGCAGGAAUUAACAAAAAUCGGAUAAGCUGAAAUCCUACACUAUAAAUGUACAUUAGAUGACUACGAACGUCGUGAAGACUGCGAUAUGUGUGGCCACAGAAUAGUUAGAUAGUUUAGCAGGAACCAGAACAAGGUCUCAUCUGACUGCCUCGCAGUAGUUACUCUCCACUUUAAUCGACAACAAAUGUGCUGCUGUAACUUUGUACAAAAUAGCCAGGAAGUCAUGCAUCGAAGUCUGCUCGCGCUUGUUGCCGUUCUGUUGUAAACGCAAGUCCCUCCGUAUUUAUCUUUGCCGCCUCUACAUCAAUAAUGAGCGAACAACAUCGUGCGUGAGAAAGAUAUCUUCUGUUUCUUAUCUCUGGACGAUGGCGAUUGACUUUUAUUGUACUCGUGUUGUGUUAAUGUGUGUAGCAUGAUAUUGGAUGGGUUGGUUCACACAGAAAUACUAGUAUUUUCUAUACAUGAAUCGCACAAUUAUAUUUUUGUUUCAAGUUUUGUUCAAGUGUUCGAAAAAGCGCCAUUUUGACUUCACGUUUUCGGUUCUUGGAAAGGUGGUAUAAUAAUCAAAAUAAUAUAUUUAUGAGUAUGGUAGAUACAAGUAGUAUAAUAACAUCUGAUUUAGAUUUUAUUUUGAUAUAUAUAUAUAUAUAUGUUUGUUGUUUUACUUUGCAUGUUUCGCCUAUGAAAUAUUAAAUACACAUAUCCACGUAGUCGUUUUCUUAGAUCGAUCAUUUGUAGUAUGAAACCAUUUUGAGUAUAUAGCGUUUUGAGUCCUGUGAUAUCGUAAUUAACGUGUGGCUAGAAUUUCACUGCUGGACAGACCUUUUAUAAUCCGAAAAAAAACACACAUUUUUCUAGUGUUUUAAUCGGCAAAACUUGUUAUAUAUUCAUUCUGUUUUGUUCGUUUUCUGUAUUUAUCCAGAACAAUUCUUCUGCGUCCAAGGAAGGUAUCUUGGACCAAAGACGGAAAAUUAUAUUAUAAAAGAGGAUUUAAUAAAAUAAAGAAUUAAUGUUUGCAUAUACAAGG